This is a messenger RNA of Bubalus bubalis (water buffalo), 3253 nucleotides long. RefSeq names its product solute carrier organic anion transporter family member 1C1 (gene SLCO1C1). Lineage: Eukaryota; Metazoa; Chordata; Mammalia; Artiodactyla; Bovidae. The record is from RefSeq and is a predicted model, not a curated record. Gene Ontology annotation, cellular component: membrane. Gene Ontology annotation, molecular function: bile acid transmembrane transporter activity; protein binding. Gene Ontology annotation, biological process: bile acid and bile salt transport; transmembrane transport; sodium-independent organic anion transport. The transcript has 16 exons. Bases 716 to 2854 code for a protein of 712 amino acids.
GAGAAGGAGAGAUCUUUGUUACAAACUUCCGUCCCUCCUCCUGCUUCUGUUCCCUUACCCUCUGCCCCCUGCAGAGUUCUGUUUUCUGGGAAUCAGCAAGUAAGAUCACAAGUAGUCUUUUCUUUUUUCACUCUCUCCCAUAAAGAAAGCUUUAUCACGUGCGGCCUUAAACUUGCAGCAAAUUGCAAAGAAAUGGCUCAAAGGCUUCAGCUCUUUCUGUGCCCUGGGAGCUGAGAUGCACGUCAGUGGCUUUGCCAGCGUGGCCUGUUCCCUGCAGACUGCCAGAGAAAAGAGGCCAAGAGGAAAGAGAAAAGAGAAGAAACUGGCCAGGGGUGAGACCAUGCCCUGUAUCUUCACUUUGCCCUGAUCUGUUCUGUGUCCAAGGAGGCUCUCCCCACCUGACAAAAUUGUUCAAAGCUGCUGUAGGAUCCACCUGCUUCUUCUUUAAGGUUCUUGAGUGUGGUCCAGCCUCUUGCUGGGCACACGGAGGGGAAAUGGCCAUCUGAUCUCCACCUACAGAGUAAAUUAUACUCCAACCCAGAGUGUUGAAGGGAAACGUUGCGGAAAUCUGUUCAAGUUGUGCGAGAAAAAGUAAGGAUUUGCCAAAUGCAAGUCCUGCUAAAUAACUGCCCUCAGUCUAUUUCUGCAAUUGCUAAUGGAGAGAGAAACAGGGCAAGGGCAAGUGUACUGAUCAGAAUCAAGGAACUUUUUCAAAAUGGACACUUCAUCCAAAGAAAAUAUCCAGUUAUUCAGCAAAAAUUCCAUGCAACCUGUUGGGAGGCUUUCUUUUAAAACAGAAUAUCCCUCCCCAAAGGAGAAACCACCCUGCUGUGGUCAACUAAAGGUGUUCUUGGGUGCCUUGUCUUUCGUAUACUUUGCCAAAGCACUGGCAGAAGGCUAUCUGAAAAGCACCAUCACUCAGAUAGAGAGAAGGUUUGAUAUCCCUUCUUCACUGGUGGGCAUUAUUGAUGGUAGUUUUGAAAUUGGGAAUCUCUUAGUUAUAGCAUUUGUUAGCUACUUUGGAGCCAAGCUUCACAGGCCAAAAAUAAUUGGAGCUGGGUGCCUGAUCAUGGGAGUUGGAACAUUGCUCAUUGCAAUGCCUCAGUUCUUCAUGGAGCACUACAAAUAUGAAAGGUAUUCUCCUGUCUCCAAUUCCACUCUCAGCAUCUCUCCAUGUCUCCUGGAUUCAAACAAUUCAUUACCAAUUCCAGUUGUGGAAAAAUCACAAUCCAAAAUAAAUAAUGAAUGUCAAAUUGAUGCCAGCUCCUCCAUGUGGGUUUACGUCUUCCUGGGAAACCUUCUUCGUGGAUUUGGAGAAACUCCCAUUCAGCCUCUAGGCAUUGCCUACCUUGAUGAUUUUGCUAGCCAGGACAACGCAGCUUUCUAUAUUGGAUGUGUGCAGACGGUUGCAAUUAUAGGACCAAUCUUUGGCUUCCUGUUAGGCUCGUUAUGUGCCAAACUGUAUGUUGACAUUGGCUUUGUAAAUCUAGAUCAUAUAACCAUCACCCCAAAGGACCCACAGUGGGUAGGUGCCUGGUGGCUUGGCUAUCUCAUAGCAGGAAGCAUCACUCUUCUGGCAGCUGUGCCUUUCUGGUGUUUACCAAGGACUCUACCAAGACCCAGGAGCAGAGAGGACUCCAGUUCUUCCUCUGAGAAAUCUAAGUUUAUUAUGGAUGAUCACACAGACUACCAAACACCUCCUGGAGAAAAAGCAAAAAUCAUGGAAAUGGCAAGAGAUUUUCUGCCAUCACUGAAGGGUCUUUUUGGAAAUCCAGUGUACUUCUUAUAUUUGUGUGCAAGCACCGUUCAGUUCAAUUCUUUAUUUGGCAUGGUAACUUACAAACCGAAGUACAUUGAGCAACAGUAUGGGCAGUCAGCCUCUAAGGCCAACUUUGUUAUCGGGCUCAUCAACAUACCUGCAGUGGCCCUUGGAAUAUUCUCCGGGGGAAUAGUUAUGAAAAAAUUCAGAAUCAGUAUUCGUGGUGCUGCAAAACUUUACUUGGGAUCAUCGGUCCUUGGGUACCUCCUAUUCCUUUCCCUGUUUGCACUGGGCUGUGAAAACUCUGAUGUGGCAGGAUUAACUAUCUCCUACCAAGGAACCAAACCCGUCUCUUAUCAUGAACGAGCUCUCUUUUCAGACUGCAACUCAAGAUGCAAAUGUUCAGAGACAAAAUGGGAACCCAUAUGUGGUGAGAAUGGAAUCACCUAUGCAUCGGCUUGUCUUGCUGGUUGUCAAACCACCACCGGGAGUGGAAAGACUACUAUAUUUAAUAACUGUACCUGUGUGGGGCUUGCAGCCUCAAAAUCAGGAAAUUCCACAGGCAUGGUGGGCAGAUGUCAAAAAGAUAAUGGAUGUGCCAAAAUGUUUCUGUAUUUCCUCGUAAUUGCAGUCAUCACAUCCUAUACUUUGUCUGUAGGCGGGAUACCUGGAUACAUAUUGCUUCUGAGGUGCAUUAAACCACAACUUAAGUCUUUUGCCCUGGGUAUCUACACCUUAGCAGUAAGAGUUCUUGCAGGAAUCCCAUCUCCCAUAUAUUUUGGAGUUCUGAUUGAUACUUCAUGCCUCAAGUGGGGAUUUAAAAGAUGUGGAAGUAAAGGAUCCUGUAGAUUGUAUGAUUCAAAUGCUUUCAGACAUAUAUAUCUGGGACUAACCAUGAUGCUUGGCAUAAUGUCCAUUUUCCUAACUACUGCAGUGCUUUUCACUUUAAAAAAAAAUUAUGUUUCAAAACACCGAAGCUUCAGAACCAAGAGAGAAAGAACAAUGGUGUCAACAAGAAUCAGGAAGGAGCAUUGUACUACAAGUGAUCAUUUGCUACAACCCAACUAUUGGCCAGGCAAGGAAACACAACUUUAGAAAAAUGGUGGUGACUUGAAGCCAUGUUUUCUGAUUUCUGGAAAUUCUGCAAACCAAUUUUAAUCAGAAGGGUUUUAAAUGUGUGAAUUCUUUCUCCUUUCAAAAGGCUGUCUACUUUGUUUUUGAUACUGUACCUGAUAACAAAUAUAAUUAAUCAUGUUAUAGAAGAUGUAGAUGGUAAAGUUAAUCUUAAAUAUUUUAAUUUAUAAACAAAUUCUUACAUUAUUUACUCAUUCUGCUGAAUUUUUCCUGUGCCCAUUGACAUAUUAGCUGUACUUCUAGUAGAACAAUUGUCAAUUUAAUUUAAUGGCUGUAUGUAAUUUCCAAACUGACAUACUUGCCUAGGAUAAGAGAAUACUUAAGGAAAAACAUUAAACAUUUUGCGUGUGUGUUCAGUCA